Bombus pyrosoma is the source of this 1845-nucleotide messenger RNA. RefSeq names its product snRNA-activating protein complex subunit 3 (gene Pbp49). Gene Ontology annotation, cellular component: snRNA-activating protein complex. The record is from RefSeq and is a predicted model, not a curated record. The coding region runs from base 614 to 1783 and encodes 389 amino acids. Gene Ontology annotation, molecular function: bent DNA binding; RNA polymerase III type 3 promoter sequence-specific DNA binding; core promoter sequence-specific DNA binding. Lineage: Eukaryota; Metazoa; Arthropoda; Insecta; Hymenoptera; Apidae. The transcript is spliced from 6 exons. Gene Ontology annotation, biological process: snRNA transcription by RNA polymerase III; snRNA transcription by RNA polymerase II.
GCCACGCGUUCAUUGUCUUAUUCUACUUCUCCCUUGUUGAUGACUCGAAUGCGCUGUAUAUAUACCAUUUCGGUCGAACUACGCUUGACACUUUCUACUCGCGAAUUAUCCGUCGUGACUGCUGCGGGGUGUUUUGUUUAGGUCUUUGGAUUUUUCCUUCGGAUCUUUAUGCGAUAUAGAAAGUAACCCUAAUGGCGUGAGAUAAAUAGUAAAAUAUACUUUCUUUCUAUAAAUUCCACUUUUAACGUAAGUACCCUAAUUUUUGAUUUUGAGAUAAAUAACUGGCCGAUGAUAAAGAACGGGUCUCCGUGAAUAAUGUGGCUUUCUACUCUGCAUUGCACCGCUAUCUAUCAUCGUUUUAACAAAACACGUCCUCCAUGCAAAACGAAAGUUACCAUUUGUCGAUCGUAUAUUCUUCUGAACUGUCAAAAUUAUUAAUUGUCUUUGGUCUUCAGUCUUAACCCCGAAAGUUUGAGAGACACCGCUUUCCAAAGUAUGGUGCAGGUUAGGUUGGGGUUAGGUGCAGUAUAAACAAUAACAAAACGUGAAAUUGGCGACCUCAUUUUAUACCUUGAAAUAAUUGUAGUUCAAGAUAUUUCUUUAAUUCGUUACAAUGGACGAUGUAUAUAAAUUUUAUAAUAGAAAUGCAUCAGCGAAAGUGCAUAUAAAAGAAUAUUUUGAUAAUUAUCGGAAAUUGAUAUCCGAUUGUUUUAUACCUAUGAAAAAAGAUGAAAAUAAUUUGAUGGAAAUGAUGGGAGUCCAGCUUACAGAGGAAGAAAUGUCCACGUUAACAGAAUAUUGCAGCGUUGAUAAUUUAACAGUGGAAGGAGAAGUUCCAAAAUUAAUUAAUAAUAGAAAAAUAAGAAAAAAAGAGGUGUUUGAUGCUCAAGAACCACCAGAAGAUGUACAGUUACAAACUAUUCAAAGUCUAAGGCAAAGGUUAAAACAAAAAUUCAAAAAGCCUACUUAUAAAUACCUAAGUGAAUUGUUCGUAAAUUAUAGAAAGGUAGAAGCAACAAAUGAAACAUGUGCUGUUCCUGGUCAUGAUAUUCUUAUAUUUGUUAGAAUUUACCAUCCUUUCCUGCACCGUGGAAAAAGUGCACCAAAGACGGAAUGUGGUACAUUGUUACGAUUACAUAAUAUUAUAGCGGUACUAGGUUCUCAAACACUUGCUCAAUUACGGGAUAAAAUAUCAUGUAUUGCUGAUUACAGUAUUUCUAGAGAAUGUAGCAAUAACUUGGACAAUGCGAUAGGACCUAUGGCAAAAGAUGUUUACAAAUCAGGGUUUUUUUUUAUUGAAGAUACUUUCUAUAACGAUAUGAGGUGUCCCACAAAUGUUGACUAUAGUAAGGUAAUCAUCAAUUGGGCACAAAGAAGACCAAAAUUAGGACCUUUUAAAACUGCCACAAUGGAAGAUGGUACGCUGGAUUCAUUGUGCGUAAGGUUUGGAUUCCCAUGGGUGUACAAGCACCAAGGUGGUUGUGAACAUUUAAUUGUGUUUAGCGAUGCUAGGUUUAUUAACUGUGAUGAUGAAUUAGCGAUAUCCGCGUAUCCAAGAAUAGUUAGAUUAAGACCUACAUCUUCCAAAUUUUGUAUGAUAUGUGGUAUCUUCACUGUUCAAUGGAUUACAAUGGAACAUGAAAGAAUACCGCACAAUCCUUGUUAUUUUUGUGAUAUUUGUUUUAAGUCUUAUAACUAUAUUAACGGUAAAAAGGUCGGCGAAUUUAAAGCGUACGCAUAUCCACGAAAUAUUGAAGCCGUGAAGGGAAAAAUAGAAAUAUAAAUGUACCGAACUCCAUUUGUUUGCAUCAAAAAAUAAAUUAUUUUAUUAACGUUUUCAGAGAA